Molecule: messenger RNA, 1167 nt
Organism: Porites lobata
Lineage: Eukaryota; Metazoa; Cnidaria; Anthozoa; Scleractinia; Poritidae
Source: the annotation of a GenBank genome assembly
AUUUGCCUGUUUACAGUUGCUGCCCUUGAGUGCCCAGAUUGUACAAAUUAUCCAGCACCUGGGCAAAAGAGUUGCGAUAGCAAACCAGUCCCGACUAUCACAUGUGGUCCUGAAUUUGAUCGAUGUAUGACGGUAGAGGGUAAAAUCCAAGGACUGGAGGUUGUUUACAAGAACUGCUCCAACAGCUUUUUGUGUGACCCGGACAGCCCCUACUACAGUAAGUAAUCAGCAAUAAGAAGCAUUGAGCAAUUAAAUGCAAUUUAACACCGAUUUAAAACAUGAUGUUUCGAUAACUUUAAGAUUUGGGGAUAGUUAGUGGUUUUAUAUAACUGAAAAGAAGUAAGUUGAAGCGGAAAAUGUAAGAAAUAAAACAACUCACUAGUAAAGAGAAUACUACGAAAAUAGAGGAAGGACUCAGUGAUACUUUUUAGAACAGUUGUAGGCAUUUGUGGAAAUGUUUUAUCGAAAGGGUAUUGUUAUCAAAUAUUUUUUCAUCAUAAUUCCACUCAACGACUCCGGUUGUUUGUAACCACGUGGGUCAAUCUUAUUGGAGCACUGAACUGAAAGGGAACUACUCAUGAUGGAUGUCUGCACACGUGGUAAAAUCUGAAUUCGUUUCUUUAUAAGGCUUCGUUUGUUUGCGGCCGUGAGAGGGUACUCAAAAAAGUCUUAUACGGAAGGCUCCACCCCGAGUUCCAACCCCUUACCCUUUUAAUUGCCAUUUUUGACAGAAAAGCGCCUUUCGUAUACCCUUUAUUGACAAAUUGUACAUCUUUCCGGCAAACCUAGUUUACAACUUUGAAUCCCUUUUAAUCGCUGUAAAUGCGCUGUCCUUUAAUUAUGAGUAAAUCACCAGAACGUUUCCUCUACUUUUUCAUAGCCAUGAAAUGCAUCUGUUAACCAGUUUUGGAGUUUCUUACAAAACGAAAUGACUGAUUUCCCAACCCUUUCAUAUACUUCAAAAAGCCUCAACCUUCCCUGCCCCCUCGUAUAUCUGAAGUCUGAAAAAGGUACCCCUUUCGGGCGGAGGCCCCUGUGUAUAGGCCAUUAUAGGGAGUACGUAUCCCCGGGGGUUUGUUGCCGUAUUAACAAAUCAAUUCUUUAUGUUUUAUAGUCUGUAAGCUGCUGAACAAGACUGGCUCCAUUUCCUCAUGUUCAGUAACCUGU